AGUUGUAAAGUGUCUGGAUAAUCUGGUAAAAUCCCGGAUAGAGAUGUCGCAAAUUGUUACCAGAUAACCGAACAUUUAGUUGUCUUGGUCCGACCUUCUUUUUUGUGCUGCACAGUACAUUUUCUUUGAAAUUGACGGUCGCUUUUUGUCAAGAUGCGGGACAAAGGAUUUUCAGCGCAAGGCCCGAUCUUCUGCAUUUCUUCCAUUUUUGUAACACUGCACCUCGUUUGUGGAGAUCUGAGCUAUUCCUUUCCCGAGGAGAUUAAACGAGACUCAGCAAUGGGAAAUAUAGCAAAGGAUCUCGGUUUUGAUUUGAGGACUUUAUCUUCCCGGAAGGCUCGUGUUACUUUUGAGGGCACUCAUAAGCGUUACUGUGAUAUUAAUAUGAGAACGGGGGAUCUGAUCACAUUGGAGAGAAUCGACAGAGAAAGCCUUUGUGCCAAGAAACCUUCAUGUGUUGUGCAAGUGGAUCUGGUGUUAGAAAAUCCGUUAGAGCUUCAUCGUGUAAGUCUUCAUAUACAAGACGUGAACGACAACUCGCCAAAAUUCAAAAAGAAUUUGAUUGAGAUGGAAAUAAGCGAGUCAGCAGUUAAAGGUAACCGCUUCUCAAUAGAGCAGGCCCGUGACGCAGAUAUAGGUCAAAAUGCUGUGCAAAGGUACGAGCUUCAAAAGAACGACAACUUUAUUCUGGCUGUUGACAGCAACAAGGUUGAACUCAUACUAGAAAACACUCUUGAUAGAGAGAAACAAAGCGUGAUGAAUUUACUUCUCACAGCUUUGGACGGUGGAUCUCCUCAGAGAUCCGGUUCCGUAGUCAUACGCGUCACUGUGCUGGAUGCUAAUGAUAACGCCCCAGUGUUCAGCCAGGCCGUUUAUAAAGCCAGUCUGCCUGAAAACUGUCCUUUAGAUACACCAGUGAUUAAAGUCAGUGCCACAGACGGAGACGAAGGAGUGAACGGAGAUGUAACGUAUGACUUAAGUCACGUGUCUGACGACGACAUAAAUGUAUUUUCAAUUGAUCCUAAAACGGGAGAAAUUAAAGUAACUGCUGUGAUUGACUUUGAAGACAGAAAUUCUUUUGAAAUGAGAGCAGAAGCGAAAGAUGGUUUAGGUCUAACUUCUUACGCCAAAGUGUUAAUAGAUGUGACUGAUGUAAAUGAUAAUGCACCAGUUAUAUAUCUAAAUUCAGUGUCUAACCCCACACCGGAGAACGUGCCACCUGGUACAGAGGUGGGCAUUAUUAAUGUUCAGGACAGAGACGCUGGGAAUAACGGGCAGGUCCACUGUUCGAUCCAGCAGGGUGUCCCCUUUAAGUUGGUUCCUUCUAUUAAAAACUAUUAUUCUCUGGUGACCACAGGACAAUUGGACCGCGAACUAGUGUCCAAUUACAACAUUACAAUCACUGCCACUGACGAGGGCUCUCCACCUCUGUCCUCUUCUAAAAGUGUUCAGUUAUCUGUAGCUGAUAUCAACGACAACCCACCUGUGUUUGAUGAGCAGUCGUACAGUGCAUAUGUGAGUGAGAAUAAUAAACCUGGCUCCACUUUAUGUUCCGUUAGUGCUCGAGACCCUGACUGGAGACAGAACGGUACAGUGGUUUAUUCUCUGUUAGCUAGUGAGGUGAACGGUGCCCCGGUGUCCUCCUAUCUGUCUGUGAACGGAGACACGGGUGUGAUCCACGCUGUGAGGUCGUUUGAUUAUGAACAGUUUAGGAGCUUCAAAGUCCACGUGAUGGCCAGAGACAACGGUUCUCCUCCUCUCAGCAGCAACGUGACCGUGAGUGUGUUCAUCUCAGAUGUGAAUGACAACUCUCCUCAGAUCCUGUACCCUUCCCCGGAGGGCAACUCCUUCAUGACCGAGCUGGUCCCCAAAGCUGCACACGGAGGCUCUCUGGUGUCCAAAGUGAUCGCGGUGGACGCAGACUCUGGACAGAACGCCUGGCUGUCCUAUCAAAUAGUCAAAUCCACAGAUCCGGGACUUUUUACCAUUGGUGUCCACAGCGGAGAGAUCAGGACACAGCGGGACAUUUCUGAAUCUGACAGCAUGAAACAGAACCUUGUAGUGGCAGUGAAAGAUAACGGACAGCCCUCUCUGUCUGCCACCUGUUCCAUGUAUUUACUUAUUUCUGAUAACUUGGCUGAGGUGCCAGAACUGAAGGAUCUGUCUUAUAAUGAGAGCAAUUCCAAACUGACCUCUUAUCUGAUCAUUGCGCUGGUGUCUGUGUCCACGUUUUUUCUGACUUUUAUCAUCAUCAUUCUGGGUUUGAGGUUUUGUCGCAGGAGAAAGCCCAGACUGUUGUUUGACGGAGCAGUUGCCAUCCCCAGCGGUUAUCUCCCUCCUAAUUACGCAGAUGUUGAUGGCACGGGAACUUUACGCAGCACUUACAAUUAUGAUGCAUACCUGACCACAGGUUCUAGAACCAGUGACUUUAAGUUUGUGACAUCAUACAAUGACAACACGCUGCCUGCUGACCAGACUCUGAAGAAAAGUCCAUCAGACUUUGCUGAUCCGUUUGAAGACAUCACAACAUCCUCUGAGGUAGAAAAACGCAACUUCUUUCCCACAUAUAUAAACAUAUAA
Molecule: messenger RNA, 2580 nt
Organism: Maylandia zebra (zebra mbuna)
Lineage: Eukaryota; Metazoa; Chordata; Actinopteri; Cichliformes; Cichlidae
Source: RefSeq, a predicted model, not a curated record